Messenger RNA from Larimichthys crocea (large yellow croaker), 530 nucleotides. Its product is annotated as F-box/LRR-repeat protein 19-like. Gene Ontology annotation, molecular function: protein binding. The transcript is spliced from 2 exons. Bases 11 to 478 code for a protein of 155 amino acids. The record is from RefSeq and is a predicted model, not a curated record. NCBI's taxonomy places the organism in Eukaryota, Metazoa, Chordata, Actinopteri, Sciaenidae.
GCCCGUGCAGAUGGAGCGACACCUGGUGCGCCCGCCGCCCACCUGCCCCGAGCCCAGCUGCCUGCCGCUCGACUCUGGCUCCUCCCACAUCAUGACACGUGACGUGUGGCUGCGAGUGUUCACUCACCUGAGCCAGAGAGAGCUGUGCGUCUGCAUGAGGGUCUGCCGCACCUGGAGCCGCUGGUGUUGUGACAAACAUUUGUGGACUCAGAUUGACCUGAGCCGGCAGCGCUCCAUCACCCCCCCCAUGCUGAGUGGUAUCAUCCGCCGUCAGCCCGUCUCCCUCAACCUGGGCUAUACCAACAUCUCCAAGAAACAGCUGAUGUGGCUCAUCAACCGCCUGCAAGGUGCCCUCACUUCCUGUUUACCUGAACUAACUGUAACCCUUCUGCUGUUGUCAUGUGACAAACACCUGAGACAGGAAACAGGAAGUGAAUCUGAGCUUAUUUCACACAAUGUGAGACGACUUCCUGUUUGAGCACCUUUAUGGUCUCACCUGUGACUCUGACCUGUGACUCUGACCUGUAGUC